UGGCUGAAGGUCGGUGACAAAGAAAUAGUCGAUUAGACAGGUGAGUAAAAGAAAGGUGAGAAGAGGACAGAAGUGUUUAAUGUGGUGCCACCAUGCUCCAUCCAAUAAUCCGUGAUUAAGUAAACCUGGAUUUAAAGAAACUCCACCCACCCACCAUCACCUCCACGCGCCGCUAUUUGCUGCUCAGAGUCCAAUGGCAAAUUAUGACCCGAACACACCCCCUCCUCCUUACUACUCUGUUGCUGUGCACACCCAGCCCCCUCUCAGGCCUAAUGAAGAGGUGGUGUAUGGCUCGGAACCGGGCCUGAAGCCCCCCACCCAGCCGCAAUACAUCCCCCAGCAUCCACCACCCGUGGUUGUACCCCAAGUCACACAGCCCAACACGACCCGGAGUAGGAGAAAGAGAUGCUGUCAGGGUAAUGCACAGUGGUACGGCUGGUCAGGAGCAACCUUCCUGGUGCUGGCUCUGCUGGCUCUAGCCAUCUGGCUCGGAGUUCGUUAUGGCACGAAUUCGGGCUCACAAGUGAUCAUCUAUCAUGGGAGCGAUGAUACUGAGAGUGACGAUGAGCCAUUGGUAGAGCUUGACACCUGCCCCAACAAUACUGUGCAAUGUGAUGCAAUAAGAAACUGCCAACUGGGCACCGACGAAACAAACUGUGUGCGGUUUGGUCUGGACAACAGUCUGCAGGUCAAGACGGCUAAAGAUGGUCGCUUCCUACCAGUCUGUUACGGAAACUGGACUCAGAGCUGGGCCAACCAGGUCUGCACUCAGCUCGGAUUCAGAGGCUCCUAUGCCACCAAAGCGAUUCAGUCCCAGGAGUCUACUGGUUUGAUACUGACCAGCGGCUCGCCUUCCUCUAUCCAGGGUCAGGUAGAAGUCAGUACUUCCUGUCCAGACAAGGAGACUGUCUCCCUGCAGUGUGUUGAUUGUGGUCGGCAACAGUCCACAGACCGGAUCAUCGGAGGCAGCGUAGCUAAGACCGGCCAGUGGCCUUGGCAGCUAUCGCUCCAAUUCAGAGGAUCCCAUGUCUGCGGAGGAGUCCUGAUCUCUCCUGAUUUUGUGGUCACUGCUGCCCACUGUUUCCCAGGAACUGCAUACCUCUCUGCUGAGAACUGGAAGGUGUAUGGUGGAGCGGUGUCUCUGAACAAUCUACCUCAGCCUUACCUGGUGGAGAGGAUCAUACUCAACGGAAACUACAACAGCAGAACUAAUGACCAAGAUGUUGCUCUGCUCAAAUUAACAUCUGCUGUUCAAUUUACUGAUAAAGUUCAGCCAGCUUGUUUGCCAGCUUUUAACCAGCGAUUUCGCCAUGGAACCAGCUGCUGGACCUCAGGUUUUGGCACCACUGUGGCAGGUUCAGACGUUGUCUCCAACGAUCUGAUGGAAGUGUCUGUCAACAUCAUUAAUAGCCAAGUGUGUAACAGCCCGAGAGUGUAUGGAGGCGCAGUGACCAGGAACAUGAUCUGUGCUGGGACCCUGGAGGGAGGCAAAGACUCCUGUCAGGGUGACAGUGGUGGACCUCUGGUGUGUCAGGGAGACAGCCGUUGGUUUCUGGUGGGGAUCACCAGCUGGGGAACCGGCUGUGGUGAGAGAAACAAGCCUGGUGUUUACACCAGAGUCACCAGUGUCCUGCCUUGGAUCUAUAGCAAUAUGCAGCAUCCAUGAGAGGUUAUGAUGUCCACUGGUCGCCUGGUCUACUUCUCCCCUUUCCCCUAUGAACUACGCACUAUGAAGUCAUAUGAGUGAGAUGAGUGGAUUUAUAGCAUGACAAAAUGCACAAGUUGAGCACAAUCACUGCCCCUGCAUGUAUAUUCAUCCCGUGUCACAUGGCAUGUUUCACUUUCCCACAACCUGAUACUGAAACAAACUAAUCAAUGCACUGACUUAAGUCUUGCAUUCUUGAUUUUAUUUACUGUCACAUGGUGUCUCAGUUAUACAGUACACUGGCAACAUAUUCAGGUUUACCUUUAUGUUAAGCGGGCUUUAAAAGCAGAUGAGCUGUCUCUCACUGCGUCUGUUCUGUGCCAAUGAAAAACGUCAACCAUGAUCUCUACAUGGUUUGAUAUUCCUUAAAAAUAAUGAAUGAUUACAGAGUUGUGUUUUUUCCUCGAAAGACACAUCUCAGUUUUUUUUCAAUGUUGACCAUUGUUUACUAUAUUAAAAUGAAGGGGAAAAAAGACACUUUAUGUAUUCACUUUCUGAAGAAAGAAAGCAGUGUGAUUCCAUACUGAUCUGGGACUCUGUGCACCUAAACCUUCCCUUGUACUCACACUGUGAAUUCAGAAAUUGUUUUUCUUGCAAUAUAUGUCAUUGUGUGUUUUCUCUGUUUCAUAUUUAUGUAUUUUCUGUGGGAUCACUGAGGAUUAUAAUAAAAUAAAGAUCAAAGAAUAUCUCUUA
Molecule: messenger RNA, 2398 nt
Organism: Amphiprion ocellaris (clown anemonefish)
Lineage: Eukaryota; Metazoa; Chordata; Actinopteri; Pomacentridae
Gene: tmprss13a
Product: transmembrane serine protease 13a
Exons: 13
Coding region: 194-1666 (490 amino acids)
Biological process (GO): proteolysis
Cellular component (GO): membrane
Molecular function (GO): serine-type endopeptidase activity
Source: RefSeq, a predicted model, not a curated record